CUAACCUAUUCUUUCAUGAAAAAAGUACAUGUUCUGAUCGUUCUGAUUGAAUUGGAAUCCAGUGAGACAUAUGAGAAGAGAAGAGAACGAGAAGUCAGUAUGAAAAGUGAGAUCAUGGCGUAGAGUUAUUGAGUUGGAAGUUGUAUAUUUACGUUUGCUGUCACAUUCUGCUGCAGUGUCAGUGACUGUGAAAUAUGUAAACCCAAUUUUUUGUUACUUGUACAAACUGUAAUUGUUGGGAAAAUAGAAACGGAAAGGUUAAUUAAUGUGUAAAAUCUUUAUGACGACAUCGUUGCUUUUUGCAUUAAACUCAGUGACAUUCAGGUGACUGCAUAUGAGUUUAUAUUGGAAAGAAACAAUAUGACGAGUUCAGAACCACGAGAAGUGAUCCGCGUAGGCUCUCGUAACAGUGAGCUGGCCUUAAUUCAAACAAAACAUGUAAUUAACUGCUUGAAGGAGAUCUACCCCAAGAAAAAAUUUGAUAUUGUUACAAUGAAAACGAAAGGAGAUAAAAUUUUGGACAAGUCACUGCCAAAAAUCGGAGAAAAAUCACUGUUUACUGAAGAGUUGGAGCUGGCUUUAGAACAAGGUAGAGUCAGUUUCCUUGUUCACUCGCUCAAAGAUUUGCCGACAACAUUGCCAAAGGGAAUGAUCCUAGGUGCAAUCCUGAAACGGGAAGAUGAACGUGAUGCUGUCGUUAUGUCUAAAAAAUUUGAAGGCAAAACCUUGGAUACGUUACCUGAGGGAAGUAUAAUUGGUACGAGUUCAUUGCGAAGAUCCGCUCAGUUGGCAAGAAACAUGCCUCACUUGAAAGUAGAAAACAUUCGUGGUAAUUUAAACACCAGGUUAAAAAAAUUGGACGAUGAAAAUGGUCCUUUCGCAGGAAUUAUUUUAGCAGCAGCAGGAUUAAAGAGAAUGGGCUGGCACGAUCGAAUAAGUCAGAUACUAGAACCAGAAGAAGCUUUGUAUGCGGUGGGUCAAGGUGCCAUAGGUGUGGAGUGCAGGGAAUCGGAUUGGGAAAUAUUGUCCCUUCUUGACCCUUUGAACGAUGUGCACACCACACUGAGAUGUGUUUGCGAGCGUUCAUUUCUGAAAACCUUGGGUGGUGGAUGUUCGGCUCCUGUAGCAGUCUCCUCUUCCUUAAUUGGAGAAAAUUUAACCAUCACCGGAGCUGUCUGGUCGCUCGAUGGUCAAACUUUAAUUCAGAACACGCUGAAAAAGAAGCUCUUUAUACCAGACGACGACGGAGAACCGCCCAAAAAGUGCCCGUAUAGAGAGCCUCGAUUGUACUGCAGUGUCGCUCCAGGAAAAGUAAGUGGUCUAAGUCUCGCUGGCGCCGAAGACCUAGGAAAUGAAAUCGCCCAAAGUCUCGUUGAUAAGAACGCUUUAGAAAUCAUGUUAAACGCACGAAACGAAGUUCUCAAUCCGACAAUAUCAUAGCAGCUUUAAAGUUGUUUUUCCUUUGAAAAUGACUUAAAUAGUACUUAUUCCAUUUAUUGUAGAAUAAACAUUUUGGAAAUAUGAUUUUAGUAAAGCUCACUCAGAGAAACAUUUCAUGGAUUCUAUGCCAGCUUAGAUUGCAAUAGUUUGUCUGACGCUACUGCCAACCCGACCAUGACACAUUUUCUGGACUUAAAAGUCUCAUUUAUUCAGCAACAAAAUUAAAUACGCAACGAAAUAGAAGCGACAUACUUUUAAGAAUACAAAGGAAAUGUUUAUUUCUUGUUUGAGUUGUCAUGGAAUCCACUCUUUCAGAAGGUUUAUUAAUUUGUUAUAUAAUCUAUUAUUGUUUUAUAAGUGUUGGGCAAUAACUUAUUACUUUUAUUAUGUUGUAAGGAAUAAUAGUUACCUUUUUUCUCAGUAACUGUAACUAGAGCAGUUCUAUAUAUAUAACAAUUGUUACUUUUGGAAUAUAACUUUAUGUUGAUAAAAAAUUAUAAUAAUUAUA
Molecule: messenger RNA, 1948 nt
Organism: Leptopilina heterotoma
Lineage: Eukaryota; Metazoa; Arthropoda; Insecta; Hymenoptera; Figitidae
Product: porphobilinogen deaminase
Exons: 6
Coding region: 361-1440 (359 amino acids)
Biological process (GO): heme biosynthetic process
Cellular component (GO): cytoplasm
Molecular function (GO): hydroxymethylbilane synthase activity
Source: RefSeq, a predicted model, not a curated record